This is a messenger RNA of Cladocopium goreaui, 988 nucleotides long. The record is from the annotation of a GenBank genome assembly. NCBI's taxonomy places the organism in Eukaryota, Dinophyceae, Suessiales, Symbiodiniaceae.
CGAAGCACCUCAGCCAGCUGCUCCGUUGGUCAACGGGCUGCAUCUGACGGGUCAUCUGACCAAGGAGAUGUUUAAGGCCACCGGUGAGAUGACCACCGAUUCAGACGAGGACUAUUCUGAGAUCUCUGGAUCAGAUCGCGAUGAGGAGAUCACCUGGAUAGAGUGGUUUUGCCACUUGAAGGGCAAUGAGUUCUUUGUGGAGGUGGAUGAGGAUUAUAUCCAGGAUGAUUUCAAUCUCACUGGUCUCAGUGCACAGGUACCCUGCUAUGAAGAUGCACUGAAUAUGAUCCUGGAUUUCGAUGACCAGGAUGAUCACCGACUCCAGGAUGAUCAGCAGCCUCUAGUGGAAACUGCUGCCCAGAUGCUGUACGGGUUGAUCCACGCUCGAUUUAUUCUGACGAGCCGGGGAAUGGCUGCGAUGCUGGACAAGUACAAUUGUUACGUGUACGGCAAGUGUCCUCUGACGCAGUGUGAAGCCAUUAACCAAGCAGUGCUGCCCAUUGGAAUGUCGGACUUGUUGCGGCAGAGUGCGGCCAAGGUCUAUUGUCCGCACUGCCGGGAGAUCUAUUUCCCGAAGUCUUCCAAACUGGAAUGUCUUGAUGGUGCAUACUUCGGCACAACCUUCGCUCAUUUGUUUUUCCUGACAUAUCAGCAGCAGGUUCCUCCAACUAUGCCUGUGCCACAUUGUCCGCGUAUCUAUGGCUUCAAGAUCCACAAGAGCGUGAAGGAAAACUUGCGCAAGCAAUGUGAACGUGCCCAGAAGCAGCUGCCAAUGUUUAGCGGGAAACCAGCAGGCACAGAGGAGUCCCGACGUGGCAGUGCAGGCCGAGAGGAGAUUGUUGUGGACUAGUUCCCAGACGCUGGUACAACAGGACGUACAACAGUGCGACGCAAAGGGCGCGCAGAGGGGCGAUGAUUUGCACGGCAGGUCGAAUUCGAUUUGAGGAAUGUAAGAGAGACAUCCAGCAGCUCCUACUGUUGAGGGUGC